GUGCCUAGAAGAAAACAUAUGCACUUUUAGGCUCUUGAGGAGUUGAUGAGAGAAAGGAGAAGGUGUUGCUAUUCUAGAGUUAAAUGCCUAAAAGUAAUAUAGGCUGGCUGGCCUUCUGUUGUUGCUUUCACCUAUUCUUUUCAUAAAUUUGUAAAUAAGGCAGCAGAUGGCUGAAAUAUUUAUUCAGGGUAUGAAAUUUUUAAGUAUGAAAUGAUACUUUUUGAAUUGAGAUUAAUAUCUAAAGCCAUGUAAUCAAUGUAGCUGAGCAGGCUGAUAAACUGGUGUUGGUCAGUUUACUGUUGGUCUCAAUCAAGCAUCAGCGAAACAAUGAGAAGCAGAACACAGUUUUUGUUUUACGUGCAUUAGUUCAAUUUCAUUACUUUACCUUUCAUGCAGAAAUGUGAUACUGCAGAUUAAAAAACCUCCAAAUUAUUUUAACUUGCGAAUUGGGAAGUUGUUGGGAAUAAUUAUCUUAAUUAUCUACAUACUGCUAUAGUACACCUUUACUGUUUUAAUGGGAAGCACUUAACAUGUCUACAGCUCAGAAAUAUUUGCUUCCCCUUUGGUCUGUGUUUGCAGCAGAGAGUCCUGCGGGCUCUCCAAGAAGUACGGUCUUAGUUGUGAAAAAGAUCUUAUAACUUGAAACAGCUCAUCUAAGUAUAAACCUUUUUCCAUUCUUAAAAAUUCUUCUUUUUGAAGAGAGUCCUCAAACUCUUUUCAGUUCUUAGGUAAACUUCCACAUAUGUUCAGAACAGUGUACGAAGUUGUAUUUUGCAAGAUUGAAGAUUAAGUUGAGGGAAAAAAAAAACAAUGUUUCAUACUUCAGCAUUUAAAUUGAGCCACCUAGCAUGUUCUGUGGAAACGAGUGCCACAGAAUGCACUGAAGUUUAAUGACAGUGAAAGGCUUUGGACCAAGGGAAGGAAGCAGCUCUGGUUGAAAAGAGCCUAGCUUCAUUGUUGGACUGGUGACUUCUGCUAGUAUCUGUGAUUCUUAUAGCUAAGAUACAAAUAACUUAGAUCUUAGCAUAUCCAAAGCAGUGCCUCGAGUUACAGUUUGUUGAGAGGAAUGUAUCCUAGUUCUUGGAGCACAAGAAUUACCGUGAGGACUUGCAGCCUAGACCUUACCAAAGACCUGGUGCUGCAGUUGAGCUCCUGAGAGAAAGUUGUCUAUAAGUGUUCUAGAUUUUCUGGUUAUAAAUACUGUUCCUCGAUAGAAUAGAAGCAGAAUGCUAGUGUAGUAUUGAAGCUUUCAUCAAACCUAUAAUAACAUUUCAUUCCCUUUUCCUGUUUUCAUUUAGCUUGUCUUUUAGCUUUCCUUUGGGAUUUAGGAUUUCUCUUUCUCAUAAGCUAUAUUUGGCUUCAUCUUGGUGAGACUUCCUUUGGGCCUCCGCCUUUCUUGUGCAAGAGGGACAUGGGCCACAUGUUGCUUGUGUGCUGGAGCCUGUGCAGCUCCCGUUGCCAAACUUCUGUUUUUGAGCAGGUUGGAGGACAUGGUGAGCUUCAUGCUGGUCUUUCUGCUCAGCCUCAGUGUGAAAUAGCUGAGCCCUGCUUUGUUUUCCCCUUUGUACUUCAGUGCCUGAAGACACCAGGAAGAAACUAUUGGUCACAAGGAAGUGCAGCAUCCAUAUUGCAGAUGCUGAUCACCCUAUACUUUGCCAGUGUUACAACACCGUAAUAGUGAGUCUCCCCUCCAGUAGCCUUCUGUCAACUCUUAAAAACGCAGCUAAAAAAGGUCAACAGUUGCAAGCAAGUCAAUGUCAGGAAAUUACUGCUCAAGCAGGGUUCUACAGUCUGCUUUGAGAAGGGAGAAGCUCAGCAUCCUGGAAGGACAACAGUUUGUCACAGGCUUGUAUAUUCAUCUGAUAAAAACCUUCAAGAAUCUGAGGAACUGGCUAUGAUGAAAAAGGUUCUGGAGCCCAAAUUAAUACAAGAAAACAACACUGCUCUUCAGAACACUGCAACAGAUGUAACUUGUCUUGGAGAUGACAAAAGUGCAAGAGCUGAUCAGAAUGCGCUAAGCAGAGCUAUUCAGGAAGAAGUUGCUUGUUCAUCUAGCAGUGAAGGGGAAAUUCCAGAAGUCACUGAUGCAGAAAGUAACAAAGCCAUGGCAGGUAAUUCCAAGCUAGAAACUGCUUCUGCAUUAGGAGAUGACUUACUGAGGCUCUACAAGAAGCGUUGCUGUCCAGAUAUUAGUAUUUGCAUAGAAGGCAAAGACUUUCAAGCUCACAGGGCCAUUUUAUGUGCCAGAUCUAGUUACUUUGCUGCUAUGCUGAGUGGAAGUUGGGCUGAAAGCUCCCAAGAGCACAUCACUCUUCAAGGCAUAAGCCAUACAGAAAUGAGUGUCAUCUUGCAUUUUAUAUAUGGAGCUAUUCUGGACUUCCCAGAGGAAGCUGAUGUUGGUCGCAUGUUGGGCAUUGCAGAUAUGUAUGGGCUGGACGGGUUGAAAGAAGUAGCUAUCUACAUUUUGAAGAGAGAUUACUGCAAUUUUUUCCAAAAGCCUAUUCCUGGAAAACAGCAACCUGUACUAGAAUGCAUGGCUAUUGCUCAUUCACUGGGAGUGGAACACCUAUAUGCUGCCUGCAUUAAAUGGGUAGGAAAACACUUCGCAAAAUGCUUGUCAGAAAGAAGCUUUGCCAGUCUACCUACUGAACUGCAGAACAACUGUCUUGCUAUGUUGAUUAAGUCUUUGAACCACAAGAAUGCUGCUUCACUUCUGAUGGAAAGUGACCGGCUGAUCAAUAGUCUUCCCCAAGUGAAGUGGACCGAGAGAGCUGUGGCUGUGGCAUCUAGGUUACAAGAAGAAUGCUUAACUUUUAUUGUGGCAAACUUCCUACAUGUAGUACAAAGUGAAGGCUUCUAUAUUCUGUUGCAGGCACAGGCAAUGAGCAGCAAACCUGACCUCCUAGAACUAAUUUUUAAUGCAAUUGAAAACAAUAUAAAUAAUGAAAAUAGCUGCUUUCUUCUUGUAGCUGUGAAUACGUUGUUGGACUCUGCAGACGUGAAGGAGUUGGGUUUUACGUGCAAGAUCCAGGCUCUGCGUGAUAAGCUCUGGGUCUUCCUGGUUCAGUCUUUUUAUGCUGUUCGUCACACAGAAGGCUGGAAGCUGAUGAGGCCAGACCAUCAACAGAAAAUACAAGCAGCCGCAUUUGACAAAGGUGAUGACAGAAGACUUGGCAAAAAACCUGUAUUCACUAGUUCUCAGCUAAAUAAAUCCACCACUGAAUUUGCUGGUAAAAGGAAUACUUCUCGGACAGAACACGGCAAGAAAGAUUGCUGGGGAGAUUCUCCCACUAAUCAGGAUAAAAUGAAAUCUGAUGGAUUAGGAGCAUCUGGACAUGCAUCAAGCACCAAUAGAAAUGCUGCUAAUAAGACUUCAAAGCAUGAGGAUGUAAAGGGAAAAGAUGGCAAAAAAACAGUUUCCAAGCUUAAUAAAGAUUCAAAACCUGGGGAAAAAGCUGCUUCACCAAAGGCUAGAGCUGUUAUAAAAACAAAAAUAGAAAAUAAUGGAAAUGCAAAGGCUGAAAGCAUGCUUGCCAAGCAAGAGGCUGAAAAGACAUCAUCUUCAAGCGGACAAAAAAAUUCAGGAAGUGUCAAAGGAUUAAAGAACCAUGAAGGAAAAACAGCAGGUGCCAGACCUAAAGUGCUGACGGUAACCUCAAGUGUGCCCAUCAAAACAAAGCCAUUAAAAAAAACCACCGGGAAGGAAUCUCCAUCCACCGCGACUGCCGCAGAAACAUCCAGCAAGUUAGCAAACUCCAGCACAGAUAUCCAGACUGCCAGUGAACAGACAGAAGAAUCCAAAGAGGAAAAAUUGGCAGAAGAAGGAAAAAAACAUACUGUGAUAACAAAGUCUUCUUUGAAGACAUCAAAUGGAGUCACCAACAAAAAAAAAAAGACUGAGCUUGAAGCGAAUGUCACAACGAGCAGUCUAAUAAAGAAAACAACCAGCAAAGCGUCUAAUGAACAAAAUGCACAAGGUGUUCUAAAGAAAAAAGGGACUGGAAGUAGCAAUGCUGCAGCACAGCAGAAGGCUCAGGACACACCUACCCAUUCUCCCAAGAACCAAGGAACUGUGGGGGAGUCACCAAACUCACUGAAAUCAGGAGUGUCUCCAAAACAUAAUGAAGAAAGAAAUGUGGCACAACAUCUGGUUCAGACAGCACCCCCUGAAAAACAUCCUAUGGCCAAAAAGAAGAGUAUUAAGCCAUCACAAACACCUGUAGCAAAAGCCACUGCCAAAAUUGUAACACCCAAAGCUCAAGCUCCAUCAAAGCAUAGUGAGAUAACAAACAAUAAAGACCCAAAACCAAAAACAGCUGGCCAAUCUGUAUUAAAAUCUCAGUCCUCUACCCCAAAACAUUCAAGGAGUGAAUCUCCUGUUGUCCAGAAGAAUACGCACACCUCCGAGCACAGAAGUCCAGGACAGAAACUUGGAAAAAACGCAGCUAAUGUGGCAACCGUUCAGCCUCAUGACAACAAUGAAUGCAGUUCUGCAAAGCAAAGCGAAUGUCUGAAAUCUGUGAUGGGAGGUAGCAGAGAAGAUGAGCUCUCGGCAUCUCGUCAACCCAAUCAACAAAAAUUAUUGGAUCCUUUUGAAGAUGGAGAAUACAAAAUACAAUCAAAAUCUUCUCUAAUUAUAGGAGAAACUGUUUCUAAAUUGCAUGUUUCACUGCAAGAUGAAAUGGAAGCAAGACAAGUCUGUGGGGAUCAGGCCGAGAUUAAUCAGAAUAAAGACAGAAAGGUAGCUGAUAAUACUGCUGAAUUUCACUGUCAUGCACAGUCUACCGGUGAUGGAUACUCAGACUUUUCCAAGGAAACAAAUCAAAACGCUGCUACUUCAGAAGAAUUGGUAGAACAGUCAAAAGCAAAAAAAAUCUGUAUUGAACGAAGUGAUCAAUUAAGCACUGAUACGGGUCUUAACCACGGUGAAAAUAUUUUACCAAGCUUUUCCAAAGGGAUAACUAAUAAAGAGGAUGUAGCAUCAUCUCCUCAGAUUCGCAUGGAGGGAUUUCAUCCAGCUGAUGAAUCAUGUGGUACAUCAGCCUCGCAUGAAUACAAAUCAGUUACAGCAGAUUUAGAUGACGUUUCAAAACGUUCCAUAGAACAACUAAGAGGCAAAUGUUCACAUAAUUACAUGGAGUCUAUUGAUCCCACAGAAAUGCCAGAAAACCGUGAAAAUGCAGAAAUUCCCUUUGUAGACCACUGGAGUACUGGUGCACUAGAUCCAAAAGAGAGUCCUGAAUCAGAUACUGGCAGUGCAACCACAUCCUCUGAUGAUAUUAAACCAAGAUCAGAAGAUUAUGAUGCUGGAGGCUCUCAAGAUGAUGAAGGAUCCAAUGAGAGAGGCAUUUCUAAAUGCAGCACUAUGUUAUGUCAUGAUUUUCUUGGAAGAAGCAGCAGUGACACUAGCACACCCGAAGAAUUAAAAAUGUACGACAGCAGCCUAAGAAUAGAAGUCAAAAUGAAAAAAGAAGGCUCUGAUCUCUUCCGUGUUAAUUCAACAAGUGACGAUGAAAUACCAAGAAAAAAACCUGAAAUUUGGUCCCAUCAAGAAAGUGCAAAGAACAGAACCAGAGAAAGUGAAAAUUCUACUUUUGGCAAUGCACAGUUUACUCAGGAAGCAGACCAAGUUUCUUCUUCUGCUGAUGAAACAGAAGAUGACAGAUCUGAACCGGAAAACGUUGCAGGAAACAUUCUUUCAUCACAUGCUCCUGCUCAGCAGUUCCAAGGAAUUGAUAAUUUAGCUUUUGAAGAUGCAGCGGAAAAUGAUCCGGCAAGUCAAGAGUUUUCUAAAACUAAAAGUUUCAAACGAUCUGUUUUACUUUCAGUAGAUGAAUGCGAAGAAUUGGGAUCUGAUGAUAGAGUGGAAACUCACACUUCACGUCAGCAUUCAAUAGAUUCUCUUACUCCUUCAGAUGUAUUUGACAGUGUUUCUCAGGAGCACCAUGGAAAAACUUUUUAUUCAAGAUAUUCAUUGGAAAUUGAAGAUGGUUUCUUGGAUUGCAAACAGCCUAAGGAUCAAGACAACAGAAUGGAUGAAAGUGAAAGUCCUCUCCAAUAUCUUCAUGGUACUGAAAUCCCAGGGAAGGAGGAUAAAGGUGCUUCAAUGACUGAACAAAACUGUGCAGAGGAAGCACACUCAGCAGCUAGUCCUUGUCCAGGGGAAAAUCAAGAAGUAAAUGCAAAGAAUGAAGUGGCUACCGAAUUUCAGCAGUGCAGUAAAUACUUAGACUAUGAUGCAAAAUCUCAAGAAAGACCAUGUCAUCUGAAUCUUCAUCAAAGAGAAACCAAUGCUGAUAUGCAAAAGAGCAACUCCACAAAACCUGUAGAAGCCAGUAAGAAUCAGAUACUGACUCAGGAAGGCCAAGUGAGAGACAGUCAGCCAGCACCUACUGAAUACGCUAAUACUGAUUUACUUCCAGGAGACAUAGAUGAUUAUGACACAAUGGCACAAACCUGCAUGUAUGAGCAUCGGCCUUCAAAAACCCUUUCUCCAAUAUAUGAGAUGGAUGUUGGAGAAGCAAUUGAGCAGAGGAUGGAUUCAGAAACAGCAGUUCUCGAUGUGGAUUUUGAAGAUCAGCAGUUUGCAGAACAGGAUUGGACUCUUCUCAGGCAACUGUUAUCUGAGCAGGACUCAAACAUAGGUUUCAAAAACUCUGUUCCUGAAGACCUUAACUUAGCACAAUGUCUAAUCAAUCAGACACUGUUUCUGGCACGAGAUGGUUCGAAUCCUCAGGGUACAUCACAAGUUGACACAUUCAGUAGGUGGACUGAACUAAUGUCUCCACUUGAUGAUUCUUCAGCAAGCAUUACAGUGGCAAGCUUUUCAUCUGAAGACUGUUCUUCCCCUCAAGGGGAAUGGACAAUUCUUGAACUGGAAACUCAUCAUUAAGGUGAUCAGAUGUUUGCAACUAACUCCAACCUGUUCCCCAAAUCUAUUUUUGAUGUGUUGUUUCCAUACAGUGAAAUACUGCAUCAGUCAAGAACAAGCAAUUCUUGGUACUGAGGCAAUCUUUCUGAUAUAAUGAGGUAAAUAUGUUAAUUUAUAAUCUAGAUUUAAUUGCAAGUACAGAAAUUUUUCAAGUCCUAACAGGUAUGACUUUUAUAAAAUGAACUUUGAGCAUGUAUUUUCUAGAAUUGUUAGAAAAACUAGAUGACGUGAAAGAAAGAUCUUGCUUUCCCCUCUACUUUUAUCUUCCUUUUGGCCAUUUAAUAUGCUCACUGAGCAAGAAUUUAAAGAUAACUGCACCUUUAGUAGGGCUACUCACUCCUUUUUUUUUCCUCCCUCUCUAUAUGGUGACUUCAUUUUACAACAAUAAAGAUUCAGAAUGGUUGUGUCAAAAGGUCACGUGUGCCAACACUGCUUUUAAUACUAGAAACAUAUUUUUGUUCACAGAAGAGGUUUCAAUAGGAAUCCUCUUUGGGCUUAUGAAUAUGAACAGCUUAUUUCAUCUGUUCCUGCUGGAUUUCUUUUUUUAUUACUUCUUGUUUGCUUUGUUUACAAGUUUCUAAUAUUUUUUUUAAUGUUAUUUCCUUUAAAUAUAAGGAUUCAAAGGGUCUGCGCUAGAGGAAGGCAUCGUUUCUUUCUUGGAAAUGUACAUAUAUAAGUAAAUAUUUUGUAAUGGCAUAGUGCAUUAAUUCAGAAGAGUUGGGAGAAUGCUGCUCCUGUUUGAAAAACAGCAUGUCUGAUACUUGUAAAAGCAUACCUCUCAAGUCCUGGUAGAAAUUAUCUGGUCUGUUCACUCUUGUCUUUCAUGCAGUUGAAAACCUGAAGAGGAAGUAUUCUACCUCCUCUUAGUCACCAAGAGGAGAAGUGCCUUCAUAAGAGCCAUAUGGCAGUAAGAGGCUACUAAUGGUUUUUUUUGUUAAAAUAAACGCACAACUUUAGCUGACUAUAACCACAGAUAAUAAGGUCAGUUUUGCAAGCUUUUGCGGAACUCGGACAGUGCACCUUAGUAUUGUUUAGGAACUUCAUUUAUUUUUGUUCAUGGUCAGAAACUCUCGGCUGUGUCAAACUAUGACUAAAGACAUCAUAACUUGUCUUAUCUUUGGAUUUGGUAUUAUAAAGAACUCUGAGGCAAUACAUCUACUCAAGAAUGCCACUUUGUUGCAUUUCUGAUACAGAAGUGAUAUUUUCCGCAAAAUAAUUGGGGGAGGAAUUAUGUCAUUCUUUAAUAUCAAGAAAGCAGGGAGAAAAAAAAAAAUAAAGCUUUCCUUUCUCUUUUUGACAAUGAAUUCAAAAACCCAUGGAAGAAAGAUAUUCAAUAUGGUAAUAAAAACGUUUCCCCUACUACCUAACUAACUACUUACUGAAUUGAAAAAUAACUCUGACAACUAGCACACAAAGCUUCACAUUUGUCAUACUGGAAUACUAUCACAUUACAGGGGUGUGGGUGGGUUUUGUUUGUAUUUACUUUUUCAGCUGUAGUACGAAAAUUAAAUCAGAUUCUCGGAAGUCCUCACUGAUGUUGGUGCUAUUCCUGCAAUAACUGUGCAGUAGACUAGUGCUGAGGAUUCGUUGUAUUGUUCAGUUGAUGUAUUUGUAAGAAAAGAAUUCAGCUUCCCACAGCCACAUAGUCUCUGUAGAAGUAGCAGGAAGAGAAAGCUGUAUUGUUAAUUCAUACUACCAGACUGCCUGUGAGCUUUAAUCAGACCAGCAUCCCACUGGCUAGACACUGUACAAACACAGAACAAAAGCAAGGACUUCCAUGGAGUGGUUAUAAUCCAAGUUAAGACAAAAGAUUAAAAAAAACAACAUAGAUGGAAAAGUAAAAUCAGAGUCAAUAUUUGCCCAUCUGAUUAGCAAUUGUUUUAGUGCACCAUCAGCUUGGAUACAUUUUUUUUUCCCCUCUAUAUUCACUGUGGGAAGGGAAAAUUGGAGGGUGAGGUCUGAAGACCAGAUAAUGAGGGACAAAUGCUUGUUUGAAAACUUAAUACACAGGCAAUCAAAGCUAGCAUCAUGGGCCGCAAGUAAAUAGUAAGAGCUUCCAAUGACCUACAAAGUAAGGACAAGGUACGUACACCUGAUGAAACAGUGAAGGGAAAUCAGUGAUGAUAAUGAAGAAAGAGACAGCAUAGUCAAAACUAUUGUUAAGGAUUUCUCUUGGCAGUUGUAUUCUAAAUUAAUCAGAGCGGUAGAACUGCUUUUGUCAAAACCUAAGGCAAGAAGGAUGCAGCCAAAAGGUAAUACUGACAGCUUGCAUAAAAUUCAGUUAUGUGUGGAUAAAGAUGUCUGCAUCCUACAGGGAAUAGAGAAGCUGAGAAAUUCAGAGAAGAGGACUUGGAAACUAGACUUUAUGAUGAUGACCUUGGGUUUGCCUAUCCUGAACGACAUUUUACCAAGAGAAAAACAACUGUUUAACUGUUCAGCAUUUUUGGAUGUUUAACAUAUAUGGAUGUAUAAAGUUUAAAAUAGGCUAGAACUCCAGAAGGUGAUGUCAGUAGGCGUAAUUACCAUUCUUGCUUGGAAAGGAAGAGUCUAGAUUGCACUGGAGAAGCUGUUCUGACCAUUUCUACAUGUCACUGCUAGCAAAAUUGUAUUUGUGCAGCAAGUCACAUAUUGCAGAGAAGAAAAGCAAAAGCUGAGGCUGAAUACUGAAAGUGUUGAGGAAAGUGGAGGUUCUUCCAUAGGACUUGCUCAAAAAAUAAUUAGGGAAGCUAAGAAAAGUAUCAAAGAUGGGGACAGGAGUCAAAUGAGGAAGAACAGCAGUUUUGAGACUGGGUAAGAAAACGUUCCUAGGCACGAUCAAAAUGAGAUUCUGGCUUCCUUCAAAAGAAUGGCCAGCAGAUGCCCAUUUGGAAGAAUAUUAGGAAGGAAACUGAUAAGAUGAAGAGAUAUGGAACAGUUAGCAAAACACAUCAGUUAAUACAUUUACUUUUGGUUUUAAAGGCAUAAGAUACCAUAUUCAUAAAGUAUAGCAAAAGAAUUCUGUAAACAAACAAUGCUCAAAGGAAACAGUUAUUUGAGAUACAAAUAUUCACAUUAUAAUAAAAUCUGAGUAUUGUUGAAGAAGAUUAGUAACAAAGCACAAGAAAUAUGGCUUGCUUGCAAUAUUUUUAAUUUCUGGGUGAUACGUGACUUGACUGUACAUGCUUAAUAGCCUUUUUCCACAUUUACUUUGCAUAGUUUUAGAUCUAUUUGGAAACUAUACUGAAUUCUCAAUUUUAUUACUGGGAGGAGCUAGUGGGCAAGGAACUUCCCAUUUUUCUCACACACACACUGUCCAUAAUAUGAGUGCCCCUAACACUGUCUUAUUUUCUGUCAAGAAAUAUAUAACAAAAAAUUAAAGCACCCUGUUCUAAUUACAGAUUGCAGGAGAGUAUUUUAAAACUAUGAAUAUAUAUUAUGUCAUCUGCAAAGUAAUUACUAGCAUGCUCAUUCUCCUUUGUUUCAGAAAAUCUAAACCCUUGCAUGAAGAAAGUAAGAACUGCUAUUAUAUUGAUUGCUCAUCUGUUGCUCAGAGCCAAGACAUUUGAGUAGGCAUAGCUUUGCUGCCACUAACAUCAAUGAAAAAACUCCUGUUGACCUGCUGAAGCAGGUUCAGGACUUCGCUUUAUUAAAUGCAUGUACUAGAAAUGCUACUUUUCCAAUAUACGCAUUUCGCAGUUUUCUAUUUUUUGUUCUAACUUACAAUAUCUUACUAUUGUAGAUGUGACAAAUUGCAGCUAGAAAGACUUCAAUUUCGGAGUCAUAAUUGUAUGUAUUCUGUUAAUAUUUCAUGACUAGAGUGACUUAACAUUUGUACAUUGAUAGAUGACAUUCUUGCCAGGACUAUGCAGGAACUGAAGACAAAAGAAUCAGAAGCAGCAGCCCUGUUAGAACAGAUGACUCCAUGGAAAUAAGCUUUUAGAUUUUAAAACCCAAUAUAGUUAGAAGCUUUAAUCUCUUGUAGCAAAUUCAUAGUGGUUCCCACCCAUAUCUUUUGAGCACAAGCUAUGUAUACUGUUUUUGAAAAAUAAACUUUACUGUGUUCAAUUUUGGGGGAAAAAAAAAAAUCGCAGCUCCAAUCCAUUCACUUUAAACCAAGCUUCCUAUCAGCAACUACUACAUAUGUUUAAGGAAACAAAACCUGUUACAGAGAAAGAUGAUUUAUAUUAUGAGUGGCUAUCAAUUUAGAAAAAUACUAGUUUCUACUUUUUUUUCACCUUUGAUAACUAUUAAGUGAAUAAGCUAUACAGUGCAUGCACGCACAUGCACACCUGUUUAUUCUUGCAUUUGACCUUCCCUUUAUACUUGCUGUGUAGUCAUCUGUCCUGAAUAGUCAAUUAGGCUAUAGUUCUGCAAACAUGAGUGAAUCCACUUAAACAUUUGCAGACUGGCUUUCAGGUUAAUGUUCACUUCUCAGAAAGGGUAAUGGAACUGGCACUGGGGGCAGGCAAUGUGCAUAUUCAUGUUUUUAUGUGUUACUCAACUUAAUGAGGCUCUAAUCCUGAUCAGCCAUCUGGAAGCAGUUAAAGUGUGAAAUAAUUAAUAAUGGAAAGCCAUUAAGUUGCUUCCUUGAUCUCCUUGAUUUAUUGCUGGAGUUGCCAGCUCAGAAGACCGUUCAGUUAGAGAAAUCAAAGUUCAGAGAAAUAUAACAUUUUGCAUUAUGUGCAACAAAAGAUCUAUUGCAUCGUAAAAUACAAAUACCAAUCAGAUCCUCAGUAACUGAAGCCUCAGUACUUGGGGCAGGAUGACCAAAACCUCAGAAACUAGAUACAGUUAGCAGGGACAUCAAUGGUCAAAAUAGUUUUUGCAUGUUAACAGAAGAUGACUUCAGUAGAGGAGUGAGUGAAUACUCUGGUCAGUCUGAACAGACUCACAUGUACAAAGCUGGGGACUGACCCAAUUACUCAGGCAAUCCAUCAGAUUUUAUAUCCAUGCACACAACUAAGCGUGACUCUGACAUUUUCCCAGCUCCCAGUGAAGUUUGCAUGAGCAGUACCAGAUACGUUUGUAAAAAUCAGGAUAUUUUAAAGCAUCUGAAUGGAAAGAUUGAUAACCUGAAUAAAAUUUUGGCUCAUAUAUCAACUUAAAACUGAGCUGAGUAGGACUGUAACAAAUGACUAAAUAUCUGAUCCUCACAUCUGCAAUAUUUACUUAGUCCUCUGGUACCCUGGGUUUACUCAGAUCAAGCAGAUGUGCUAUUAUCUCAAACUUGUGCUUAGUGACAUUGCAGUUCUUCACAUUUAUUAUUUUUAUAACCACUUUGGAACAUAGCAUGGCAUCAUGCCUCUCCACAGAAUCAUAGCCAUGUGCUGAAGAUUAACGUAACUGGACAAACCAAGUUCAGCAUAGGUAGCAUCAAAACUUUAUUACCUUCAUAGAAUGAGGGAAUUUUCACACCCAUGAAAACAAGACAAGAAGUUUUCUACCUGUAACAAAAUCCCUGCCUAUACCUCCGUGGUAGAGCAAGAAACCAAAACCCCUAUUUUCUGGACUAUUGUACUCUAGUAAUUGAGAUUAAUCUUAUAUGUGUAAUAGGAUGCAUUUGGAGAAGAGUUUGAGUCACUGCCUGUAGUCCGUGGCUUUACAAUCCUUUAAUAUUUUGACUAUUCCAUCUUUGGGAGAGUAAGGGGCAUGUUAAGUUCUCAAACUGAAUGCUUGCAUGUUUUCAGCUUGCUUGCUUUCCAAACAUCGAUGGUUAGGACAGUAGCUGGGGCCUAAGCAACCAUAUUUCCAAAUGAUUCCUUGUGAGCUCACUCUUCUGUUUCCAGAAUCACUGUAGGGUUGCGUAGUUCCACAAGCUUCCAUCCCCAUGCUACAUAUUGAAGAUUCUUAACUGAUUUGUGUAUGACAGACAGAAAUAAUAAAUCCUAUGUGUAACUUAAA
Molecule: messenger RNA, 12811 nt
Organism: Numida meleagris (helmeted guineafowl)
Lineage: Eukaryota; Metazoa; Chordata; Aves; Galliformes; Numididae
Exons: 17
Coding region: 1895-6892 (1665 amino acids)
Molecular function (GO): protein binding
Source: RefSeq, a predicted model, not a curated record